Molecule: messenger RNA, 1787 nt
Organism: Morus notabilis
Lineage: Eukaryota; Viridiplantae; Streptophyta; Magnoliopsida; Rosales; Moraceae
Product: probable glycosyltransferase At5g03795
Exons: 5
Coding region: 146-1534 (462 amino acids)
Molecular function (GO): glycosyltransferase activity
Source: RefSeq, a predicted model, not a curated record
CAAAAUGCAACACGUUCCCUGCUUGGAAAAUGCCAGUAUUUCCUCAAUCUGCCCUUGGUUUUCCGGAGGUCCCGCUUAUACAUUCGACUUAAAACCGCAACUAGAAUGUGACAAAAUCUGGAUUCUUCCUGUUUAGCAAGUCGAGAUGGCAUUCAAAUCAACGAGGAAAUGGAUUGUUCUCAUUGUUGUCAUCCUAUCUUUUGUAUCUUUGCUUGUGCACCUCUUUAUUGCGAGGUUUUCACCCGUUGAGCUGGUGCAGUAUGAUUCAAUGGCUGGAUCGGAAGAUCAUUUUGUUUCCAUUUCAAGGAGACAUACUAUUAGGAAUGAGAAACCACCGAAGCUCAUAAAGCCGCCGCAGUCUAUGCAGCCCUAUACUAUUAGGAACGAGAAACCACCGAAGCUCAUAAAGCCGCUGCAGUCUAUGCAGCCCUAUGCCUACUCCAGAAGUAGCUAUCGUGGUUCAGCAGAGCAUGUCAAUAAAUACGAAGUGUUCCAUGAUAGGCAUAUCUUUCAGGAAGACUACGAAGAAAUGAAAAGAAGCUUUAAGAUAUACGUUUAUCCUCAUAGGCGAGAUGACCCUUUUGCAAAUGUCCUCUUGCCAGUUGAUUCUAAACCCGGAGGCAAUUAUGCCAGCGAAGGUUACUUUAAGAUGGCCCUUUCUAAAAGCCGAUUUGUCACAGAGGAUCCAAAUAAGGCAGAUCUUUUCUUUCUUCCCUUCUCAAUUGCAAGGUUGCGUCAUGACCCUAGGGUCAGUGUGGGAGGUAUACCAGAGUUUGUUCGGGAUUACAUUUCAAAUGUUCGCCGAAAGUACCCAUACUGGAACCGGACAGGUGGGGCCGAUCACUUCUACGUCGCUUGUCAUUCCAUUGGACGGUCAGCCAUGGAAAAGGCAACUGAAGUCAAACUUAAUGCGAUUCAAAUUGUAUGCUCUUCAAGCUAUUUUGUAGGCAGUUACAUUUCUCACAAAGAUGCCUGUCUUCCACAAAUAUGGCCAAGAGAAGGAGAUCCUCCUAAUCUUCUUUCAUCAAAUAGGACAAAACUUGCAUUCUUUGCGGGAGCAAUGAAUUCCCCGGUACGCAAGCAGCUUGUUCAAGUAUGGAGAAAUGACUCUGAGAUCUUUGUCCACCAUGGUCGGCUCAAAACACCUUAUGCUGAUGAGCUCCUCGGGAGCAAGUUUUGCCUCCAUGCUAAAGGCUUUGAAGUAAACACAGCUCGUAUCGCGGACUCAUUGUACUAUGGUUGCGUUCCGGUAAUAUUGGCCAACUAUUAUGACCUACCAUUCAUCGACAUAUUAAACUGGAAGAGCUUCUCGGUCGUCGUUGCCACUCAAGACAUCCCUUUGCUCAAGAAAAUCCUUAGAGGUAUCAGCUCUGAUGAAUACUUAAGGUUACAAAGGAAUGUGUUGAAGGUGAGAAAACACUUUCUAUGGCAUCCUUCUCCUAGAGAUUAUGACGCCUUUUACAUGGUAAUGUAUGAGCUUUGGCUCCGUCGAAGUUUAUUGCGAGUUCCUUUUAGUGUCCUGAAAAAUUGGUAACAAGUUUUUCUGGCUCUUUAAGUUUGUGAAUUGGGGGGCUGGCGAAAAAUUGUUCACCGGCUAGUUUGGUAAAAUAGGGAUGAAUGAACACCAUGUUUUGGCUGAGGAUAUUAUGGUCUUUUAUGUUCAAAUUUUUCUCCAUUUAACCUUUUUCCUCAAACAGUGACUUCAAAACUAUAUAGGUAAAUGUUGUAAAUUAAGGUGCUGCCUUUGCUUACAUAUAGUCACCGUACCCAAAUUCGGUUGUAAGAAA